AUGCCGCCACCAAUCGUAUACUAUGAAGAUCCAUAUUGUGAUCGCUCUUAUUAUAACAAUCGUCGUCCAGGUUUUGAAAUUGAUAUUUUUCCCGGAGGCAUUGAAACGUUCUUUAAUCCAGCCCCACCACCGCCGCCGACUCGCACCACAGAGAUCAUAGUUAUGAAUUCGGGUAAUUCUCGCUAUCCGCCGCCGCCACCUCCACCGCCUCCGUAUAUGCCGCCACAAGCACAAUACUACAACAACAAUAAUGGCCGUUAUAAUAAUGGUGCUGGCGGUGCCUACGGUUAUCCGCGACACUACAAUAAUCCACCAAAUUCCGGUUGGUAG
Molecule: messenger RNA, 330 nt
Organism: Zeugodacus cucurbitae (melon fly)
Lineage: Eukaryota; Metazoa; Arthropoda; Insecta; Diptera; Tephritidae
Product: amyloid beta A4 precursor protein-binding family B member 1-interacting protein
Exons: 1
Coding region: 1-330 (109 amino acids)
Source: RefSeq, a predicted model, not a curated record